AUGACGCACUGGCUGCUCGAGGAGUGCGGUGGUCGUUGUGAGUCAAUGGUGCUCAAGAAAACAAACGCAAAUGCACCAGGAGUGUGGAAGUAUCGCAAAGAGCACCGGAGGCUUCAGGGGAAAUCGCGCAAAGAAGAUGUUUUGAGGGUUUUGGUGAUCGCGGCCGAGGUCAAGGUGACACUGGUGUCUGAGCUGCCCCGUUCCGAUUUAAGCCGCCAAUUUGGUACUGCCGGGAGACCCUCCUUCACCGAAUUUCUUAAGGCCUGUGCUGGUCAAGCCGAACCGUAA
This is a messenger RNA of Colletotrichum spaethianum, 288 nucleotides long. RefSeq lists its product as uncharacterized. The transcript has a single exon. The record is from RefSeq and is a predicted model, not a curated record. Bases 1 to 288 code for a protein of 95 amino acids. NCBI's taxonomy places the organism in Eukaryota, Fungi, Ascomycota, Sordariomycetes, Glomerellales, Glomerellaceae.